Messenger RNA from Phytophthora megakarya, 894 nucleotides. The record is from the annotation of a GenBank genome assembly. Lineage: Eukaryota; Oomycota; Peronosporomycetes; Peronosporales; Peronosporaceae.
AUGGUGAAAGAGGCUACCCAAGCGCGGAUCCAACAAGUGUUGGAAGCGGAGAACGUGGAUCGAGGAUCACAGGAGGAUCAGGAGGUCGACCACCAAAAGACUUUGGGUCUGGAGGCGCCAGAUCCUACCGAGGUGGAUCCGCGUUGGAUCCAUGCCCAUCGAGCCUUAAGUACGCUCAAAGCCAAGAUCGCUACUACUCCGAUCCUACGGCACUUUGAUCCAGAUCGGAGGGCCACGGUUGUGGUAUAUGCUAGUGAUUGGGCCAUCUCGGGAUCACUGAUGCAGGAAUACGACCAGAUCUAUUACCCCUCGAUGUUUACUAGCCGCACUCUGAAGUCGAAUGAGCUAAACUAUGGCAUCGCGGAGACGGAGUGGGCUGCUCUGUUGUCGCCAUGGACUCUGGAAAUCACCAAAUGUGUCAAAGGAGAGGACGAGAUCUUAGGAUCAUUGGCGGCUAGUAUUACCCCUAGAUCCGAAAUGGAUAAAGAAUUGAUCUCUAUUGCCCCAAGAAAGGAGCCAAGACGCAAGAUCCAAGCCCCGAUCCCCACUAUUAGACGCGAGGAGGAGCUAUACGUCGUAUGUUUUGAUGGAUCUGUUCGUGUCAAGAGAGGUGGAGGCGCCUACAGAGCGAUCUUGUGGAGGCUGCCCGAAUGGAGGGUGCUGAAGGCUAGAUCUGGGUAUGCCGAAGGCUUGACGGUGAACGAGGCGGAAUACCAUGGACUGUUGCUAUGUUUGGAUCUAUUAGAAGAUCUGGAUCCGCGACGUCUGGUGAUCUGCAGAGACUCGAACCUGGUGAUCCGACAAGUACGAGGUGAGAUCGAUUGUAAGGCACCGGAUCUGACACUGUUACGCCAGCGGGCUUUGGACCGACUAUGUACUUGGCCAGAUCAUUAG